Physcomitrium patens is the source of this 2243-nucleotide messenger RNA. RefSeq lists its product as uncharacterized. Lineage: Eukaryota; Viridiplantae; Streptophyta; Bryopsida; Funariales; Funariaceae. The record is from RefSeq and is a predicted model, not a curated record.
AUCACACGAGGCGUCCAACUUCCUAAAUCCACGCCGGGUAGCGAAUUGCACCUUUGUGGAAUAAUACCCAUAAUUUUGAUUUGACGUCUGGGUUGGAGACGUGGUCAUACGGCAGGACCUUGUCAGGGAACCUUUGGUGAGGAUUUGUGCGUCACGGGUUCGUGUAUUUUCCUCGUGGUUGGGCUACAAUGUGUAGAGCAGACCAAAGUAGAGCAGAGGAGGGUUAGAGUUGGAGUGGUGGUGGUGAUGAGCAGGUGAUUGGUUGUGCGAGUUCGAGAAGAGCAGGAAUUUUUUACUUUUUCCUUUGAUAUUUGUUGUUUUGCCGCAUUGUCUGUUUCUGUUACUGGAUUAUAGCUUCGCUGAUGCCCGUUUGGUGUGUUGGGGUGGAGAGAAUUGUAGCGUCAUCGAAUUGUCUCGUGGGUGUUUGGUGAAUGAUUCCUGGGAAUCUUGUGAAGCGUGUUGAGUUUUGAGCGUUGGGGUGGGAGCUGGGAUUUUCCUACUGCUGCCAAUUUCGUGUGUAUAUUUCCAGGGAAGGGCUUGUGAUUGAGAAGAGAGUUUUGGAGAGUUUUCGAAUUUUGAAAGGAACAUUGGGAGACGCUGGCGAUGGCGGGCAUGGUAGUGCAAACAGCCGCGAGAAAGCUCGGUAAGACGGAGGCGAAUUGGGUAGCUGCUGUUGAUGAAGGGACAGGGAUUACGAUUAGCUCUAUUCUCUUCGAACGCCGUAUACCUGUGACCGAUCUCGAAGCAGCUCUUCGCGACGUGCUUGCAUUGCAUCCCCGUCUUAGGUCUACGAUUGAGCAAGCGCACAACGAAUUUUUCUUCCAGACGCCAGAGACAGUGAGUGUAAGCCUCUCAGAGAUUGUCUGGAGUGCUCAGGGUGAGGAAGAAGGCGAUGAGGACAACAGGGCUCAGCAGCUGUGGCAUGGGAUCACAGAAGACGAGCUAAACAUUCCAUAUCAGAAGUGUCCUGUUCCGGUUUUUGAACCUAAGCUUUACCUCCUUCCUGAAUCUCAAUCUCUUCUCGUUCUUCGCCUUCACGCCGCAGCCGCCGACAUGGCGAGUACUCCCAUCAUUAUCAAGCAGGUUGUCAGCUCUCUGUACAAGAGAUCGGGAACCGAGAAAGAGAGUGCAGAAGGCGUGGAGGAUAAUCUUGAAAAACUCAAGCUCUCAGAACCGCAGGAGGUGCUUCUGCCCUGUAUCGAAGAUGCUAUUCCUUCGGGGCAGGCGAAGAAGCCAUUCUGGGCCCACGGUGUGGACGUCGUUGGCUAUGGUUUGGUGUCGCGUCGACAUGCCUAUCUGCCCUUUGAUAACCCUGAAGGCCUUCGACAAUCCAAGCUCCUUCGCGCGGGUUUGACUGCUGAAGCCACUGAUUUGCUACUCAAGGAAUGCGAGAAGCGCAGUGUGUCAAUUCAUGGCGCGAUUAACGCUGCAGCGCUCAAGACUGUUACAGCUUACAAGCGGGUGGGACCCAGAGGCGAGCACUACGGAACAACCGUGCUGUUACAAUGUCGUAAUCGACUGCAUCCUGUUCUCCCAGAUUCUACCGUUGGUUUCUACCAUGCAGCUCUGAUGAGAACUAUCCACACCACGGAGCCUGAAUCCUUCUGGGAUCUUGCAACCCGAUGCUCAGAAGACUUCGACACUGCAAUAAAAAACCGGAAGCAUUUCACAGACAUGGGAGAUUUGAAUGCACUCAUGGUUCAGGCUAUGCGGUUUCCCAAUCUGACUCCCAGCGGAAGCCUCCGCACGUCGGUUCUGUCAACAAUGUUUACUCCCGUGGUUGAGGACCUUGGUGAAGAAGCUGCAGCAGUGGGAGUCAAAGACUACCUGUCGUGCUCGUCCACUCACGGCGUGGGGCCUUGUUUGGCCCUCUUCCCCUUCAUGCGAGAGUCCGCUCUUCAGUUCUCCUUUGUAUUCUCCUCCCCGUUGUAUUCGAGGACUUUGAUGCAGAGUCUUGUGGAUUCAAUCAUUUUCUACCUCACAGAAAAGUAGCUCUUUAAAGUGAAUUCCUCAGCAGCGUUUUAGUUGCAAGGCAUUCUUUCUGGAGUGAUUAUCUCCCAAUUCAUUACAACACUCCUACAGGUCUAUCAGAAAUAGCGGUAUUUUGAAGUAUCCUGAAGGAUUUCGCCAAAUCGAGUAAUUUGUAAAGUAACGACUGCUCAUGUAUUUGAAUGAUUUAUUCAAACCCUCCAGCGCCAAUGAUGUGCUUAUUACAAGUCAGCUCUCGAGCUACAUUCAAACUA